AUGGCGGUAAGAAGCGAGUGUUCGAGGAGAUUGACUGUAUCCUUACCUCAUUUCUUGUAGUUUGUAAUUCUGGAAAGCGAUGUAUUUUAUGCGGAGACAUUACUUGUUGCCAAGAACUUCAUGUAAAGCACUUUUAAGUUAUGGAGAAAUACAGGGUUUCAGCAUUAGAAAGAGUCCCAAAUCUGUUACGGAAUGCACAUGAAGACUACUUAGUGUGUGAAAUAGCUGUUUUACCAGGUGGGGUUGACUUCAGUGGCAGACCAUUGGUCGUCUUCCCUAGUGCGAACCUAUCUAAACUCCAGGGAGCCGUCCUUGAUGCUCUCCCAAGACUCCUCCAGUAUUAUAUAGAUAUCACACCCGCAAGAUGGAAAACCAAUGGCUUCGGGAUAGCAGUGAAUCUAAAGCAAUGCAAAGAUCUUGAGCUAAUUCAGGGCUUUAUUGAAGCACUGGAAAAAGUUGAGGCAGCUAACCAAGGGAGUAUUGGUGCAUUAUAUGUCAUUCAGCCAAAAUCAAAAGAUACUCAAAGGUUUUUGAAAAAGAAACUGGGAUUGAAGCUUAGUAAAAAACACCCUAAGUCACCUGUGUUCAAGAGCUACCCCCUGUCCAGCCAAGAUGACCUUUAUAAUUUCUUGGAACUGUCUCAGCUCCCCCAGGAGUAUGGAGGUAGCUGGCCCUACGUACAUGCCUCGUGGGUAGAAUUCAGAAAGGUAAUUGACCAGCUGUAUGAGGAUAUUGAAGAAGUCUAUGGUAAAUUACCAGAUGCCUUUGACAAGAUCCACCUGCUACAGGAGUAUGACCCACCAAUGUCCUCAGAGGAGAUGCAACAGUUACUGUCUGACAUGUCUGACAGGUACCAUGAGGUGAUGAGAGAAUUGAACAUAGAGCCUCUGAUAGAUGAGUGUAAUGAGUGCCUUGAAAAAUUGACCCAUCCAGAGCUACAACCAGUGUAUCAAGAUGUGUGCCAUAUGACAAUGUAUACAGACAGUAGUACCACGAUACACAGACACAGGCAGCAACUGAUGGAGUCAAGAAAAUCUUUAAAGUCUAUAUGGCAACAAGCAGAAGGCAAGGUUAUCCAGGCAGCAGAGUUAGGCCAGUAUCAGUUGCAAGCUGAAAAGGUUUACAGAUGGCUGGAAAGGGUAGGCUUUCCCAGUCUCCAACAACAGCAGCCUCAUAUAGCUGAUUCUCUGAAACAGGCAGAGUUGGUGAAAGAACACUUUGAAUCUGGUUUUUAUUCAGCAGCUAAGAAAGUUCUUUCUGAGGCAGAGGAACUGAUAAGCAGAGCUGAGCAAUUAGUAGUGUCAGGAGAAAUGGAUAUCAGGCAGGCCCUUAGCUUUUCCAGGAAGUUUGAAUCCCUGGUAGUAGAGUUCAAGGGGAACUUAGAAAAACGCUACAAGCUUUACAGGGAUAUUCAUCAAUUUUAUGUACUUCUGGCUAAGGUAAUUGACCAGCUGUAUGAGGAUAUUGAAGAAGUCUAUGGUAAAUUACCAGAUGCCUUUGACAAGAUCCACCUGCUACAGGAGUAUGACCCACCAAUGUCCUCAGAGGAGAUGCAACAGUUACUGUCUGACAUGUCUGACAGGUACCAUGAGGUGAUGAGAGAAUUGAACAUAGAGCCUCUGAUAGAUGAGUGCAAUGAGUGCCUUGAAAAAUUGACCCAUCCAGAGCUACAACCAGUGUAUCAAGAUGUGUGCCAUAUGACAAUGUUUACAGACAGUAGUACCACGAUACACAGACACAGGCAGCAACUGAUGGAGUCAAGAAAAUCUUUAAAGUCUACAUGGCAACAAGCAGAAGGCAAGGUUAUCCAGGCAGCAGAGUUAGGCCAGUAUCAGUUGCAAGCUGAAAAGGUUUACAGAUGGCUGGAAAGGGUAGGUUUUCCCAGUCUCCAACAACAGCAGCCUCAUAUAGCUGAUUCUCUGAAACAGGCAGAGUUGGUGAAAGAACACUUUGAAUCUGGUUUUUAUUCAGCAGCUAAGAAAGCUCUUUCUGAGGCAGAGGAACUGAUAAGCAGAGCUGAGCGUUUAGUAGUGUCAGGAGAAAUGGAUAUCAGACAGGCCCUUAGUUUUUCCAGGAAGUUUGAAUCCCUGGUAGUAGAGUUCAAGGGGAACUUAGAAAAACGCUACAAGCUUUACAGGGAUAUUCAUCAAUUUUAUGUACUUCUGGCUAAGGUAUCAAGGUGGUAUCACAAGGCCCUACAGUUUAUUCCCGUCUAUCUUCACCGUUUCCCUGCCUCGCAUGCAGUGGUCAGUUUGACCAGUACUCCAGACUGGGAUGAAAAUGUCCAGUAUUUGCUGCAGUACCAUCCCCCACCUAGUGCACUUCAUCUGCAAGAUCUCAAAGAUACAGUACCAUUAGUGAAGAGUUUGAAAACUAGGAACAAAGCAAGGUUGCUGGCACACAGGGUGAAUCUACUAAAGAACUUACUUGUUGGACACGGAAGAGUAACACCAGAAGACAUGAGAGAUAUUUUAAGGUGGAAGGAAGACAUACUGGAGGGUGUGGAUGACAUCAGCCUUGGGGCAAGCUCCUCUGAAGUGUCCAGUCUGGGCCAGUCACAGGCAAGCUUACAAGCUGACCAAUCAAGACCAAGUUCUCGUCAGAGUAGUGCUUAUGGUUCUCUUACUAGAGCACCAAAACUUAGAAGUCGAAAUUGUAAGUCAAUGUACAAUAUACAAAUUGCCAAGGGAAGUGAAGAGAAGCCACAGCAGGGAAAUAAGUGGACUCACAUGCCAAAAUCAAAAUCUGCAAGGACAUUGCCAAAACAGUAUGCUAAAAAAGAGGGACAAAAAGUGGAAUCCAAACAUUACAAUGCUGACAAAGAAAACAGCACGGAUGAUGGAAAGCCGGAUAUUCUUAUUAAAAAGAAGUCUAGAUCAAAGAAAAGGAUUGACCAAAGCCAACCAUUAAAGAAGCAUAGCACUAGCAGUACGACAAAUGGAACUGCUGAAGCCCAAGGUGAUGAUGCUCUUCCUCAAAGGUGUAAACAGGAGAGAUAUGUUGACCUUAGCUAUCCUGUUGCAAGACCAGACUUGCCAGCUACCCUCCGGCAUGUGGACCCUGCCCUCAUCUUUGAUGAGUCCCCAGAAAAUGUACAGAUCAGAGCCAUGAAAAUUACAAGGUUGCCAGCAGAAGGGAAGAAGCAGAAUGGGAGUAUAGCAGAUUCUGGUAUUGGACACUAUAGAAGUGGCACUGAAAUAUCUGGACCUGCUGAGAGUUCAAAAACCAUGGAUUCUAGGAUGCGGAGGCCAAGGGACAAGUCGAAAGACAAAUCAAAAAAAGAUAGGCAAAGGAAAGCUAAAAGCAUGUAUGAUUUAUCAUCUGCCAAUACUUUAAGUCCAAGGAGUUCUAUGAGUAGUAAAAUGGGAUUGACAUAUGAUAAUUUGGAAUCUAUUGCUCAGAGCGAUCUACCUCCAGAAGAGAAGUUGAACCUGAUGGCUGCUCUGUUCGAGGCUGAAGAAAAUCAUGCUGCAGUAGGAACACAAUUGCCUGUGGAACUACAAAAUGACUCCCUUGCCUUAUUUGAACCAAAGGUGGAGAGUGGAAAGCGCUUUAAAAAUCAGAAGAAGUCAAAAUCAUUAACAAAGUUAUCAAGAGCUCAACUGAAAGAAUUGGAAGAAAUUCAGAAGAAACAAGCAGCAGAAGAACUUGCACAAAAUGAAUUUGUAAAAGAGGCAAUGGCUAGAAAUAUGGGUAUUCUUGCUGAAUCUGACCAGUCCUUACUUAGUUAUGGGCCUGACAGCGAUCCGUCAAUCUCACAGGUCAGUCAGUCAGUCAGCCAGUUAGAAAACAAAGCAGUUCCAAAGGUGGCUGAUAAUAGUCAGUCAGAUGUUGGCACUCAAAAUGACUCCAUUUUGACUGAUGAGCAUGGUAUAUGGAUUGAAAGAGAGGCAGACUAUGAUUAUGGGAUAGACAUACAUAAAUGGAUGGAUGAGACUUUAGGUCACCUUGCAGCCUCUGACCAGGAUGAAGGCACAGCUGGAACAGAGGGGCAAAAACCAAGCAAACCAAGCAGUGUACAGAAGGCUCAAUCAGAAUGUGAUCCAAAUACUCAACACGCUGAGGUAACGGAAAAAGAAGAAGACUCUUCAUCUGACACAGGAUUCCAAGAAGAGCUGCAGCAAAAGGUUGCAGAGAGUCUGAAGAGGGCAGAGCAGCUGUUACAGGAAGAGGAAGCAGUUCUUCUGCAGGAAAAACACAUUGAUGAGAUUAUCCAUAGUGAUGAUUAUGGUGGCAGCGGACCAAAUAUACCAAAAAUUGGAGGAAAUGGAGAUAUGCCAACUGCUCAAGAUGAAACCAGUAACCAUAAAGAAGAUAUGGUGAAAACACCAGGAGAUGUGAAAUUAGACAGGUGA
This is a messenger RNA of Lingula anatina, 4355 nucleotides long. RefSeq lists its product as uncharacterized. The record is from RefSeq and is a predicted model, not a curated record. Gene Ontology annotation, cellular component: cytoplasm. Lineage: Eukaryota; Metazoa; Brachiopoda; Lingulata; Lingulida; Lingulidae. Gene Ontology annotation, molecular function: guanyl-nucleotide exchange factor activity.